AAAUUUCUGUAUUCCUUAUAUAUCUUGUUCAAUAUAAUUUUAUGUUGCAGAGGAAAUCUCAAAGAAAGUUUUUCUUCAUUUCAACAUGGAUACAGAUUACUUAGUAGAGGGAUUAAAUCUUACACAAAAUACAGUAUUUUAGACUGUGUUACGGAAUGCCUAAUGACUUCCAGGUGUAGAUCGGUGAAUUAUUUUAAAGGAGCACAUUUUUGUGAAAUUAACUUUCAAAUUCACACCAUUGAGCCAGAGAUGUACAGGCAAAGUCCGGGCUGGAUAUACACAGCGAUAGAGAGAUGGAAUAAGGAUCUCGUACGUUCUUGCUCGUCGUCAUCCUGCGCACUCAACGAAAAAUGCAUCCUUCAACCUUUUGGUGAAUUCCGGUGCGUUUUCUCAGACUGUGGGAUUCUGAACGUACAGAAUACUACGUGGAAUGUACAGGACUGGGACGGAAUAGGAAUCUAUCAACAUUUUCACAUCAAAUGCUCUGAUUUCCAUCUUCAGCGAGGAUCCGGAAGGUUCUUGUGUCUUGAGAAUGGGACAUGGAAAUCGGACCUAAUUUGUCUAGAUCUACCUAGAGAUUGUAAGAACCUCCGUGAAAAUGGCGAUAAUGAUUCGCGAUCGGGCGUAUACGAGAUUUACCCGUAUGGAUCCCGAGCCCGACCUGCUACGGUUUUCUGUGAUAUGUACACAAUGGGAGGGGGAUGGACGGAAAUGACGUCAUCCACCAGUUAA
Messenger RNA from Saccostrea cuccullata (small rock oyster), 732 nucleotides. RefSeq lists its product as uncharacterized. The record is from RefSeq and is a predicted model, not a curated record. The transcript is spliced from 5 exons. NCBI's taxonomy places the organism in Eukaryota, Metazoa, Mollusca, Bivalvia, Ostreida, Ostreidae. Bases 163 to 732 code for a protein of 189 amino acids.